Molecule: messenger RNA, 2451 nt
Organism: Orbicella faveolata
Lineage: Eukaryota; Metazoa; Cnidaria; Anthozoa; Scleractinia; Merulinidae
Molecular function (GO): protein binding
Source: RefSeq, a predicted model, not a curated record
GAAGAAACACGGAAGCGUAAUGCCCUUUACACAACUAUAAAUUUCGGGUUAAUUUGACGACUAAUAUACGGCCAUUACGGAGACGACUAAGCAAGUAAGCAAUAUUGAGUAUCCUGAUUUUGACUUGCAUCUACGAAUAAUUAAAAUACUCGGUUGUAAGGAUUCAGAAGUGCAUCAAAUUACAACUGAGCUCGAAGAAAACAGCGAUGGCAUUUUCAAGAAAUGAUUCUAAAACUGAUGAUGUCUGUUUUGCGGAAUUUAAGAAUGUUCCUAAAGACCUCACUGGACAAGCUCUAACCCUUCAUAGUCACGCUAAUGGACAAGAAACACGACAAAACACGGAAGAAAUUUCUCAUGCUGAAAUCAUAAGCAGGAAUUGCACGUCACAUAUGAAACACGAAAGAACGGGUAAUGUGGAGAUCAAGGUACAGGGAACUGAAAUUUGCAUCAAUGUUUCAGGAUGUGCUGUGGCUCAACUUGGCUCUGAUACCAAAGCAUUGGAAGUGAAGAGCUGCAAAUUGUGCAGCAAGAAUUGUUACAGCUCGUCGGAUGAAGAAUGCGAGGCAUCGGUCGCGUUGAAGAUUUCAGAGGUGCAAGCAGAUAGCCACGCCCAUGUUAACAUGUUGAUUUAUUCACCAAUGCCAGUUAUUCCAAAACGUGGCUGCGUGAACACUUCUCAGUAUUUCUUAAUUAUAACAAAACUGAAAGAACUACAAGAUACAGGCGACUUUGAUGGACAUGAGAAAAUGGUAGAAAAACAGAUGGCGAAAUUGAAGACGGAUACAGACUCUGACAUGGAAAUGAGUCUACAGAUUGAGCGAGCAAUGGCGCUAUAUUUUCAAAACAACAUAAAAGAUGCCAAGAAAAUUUUAAAAAUUGUGGUAAAGCAAGAGAAACAACUGAAAAACCCAGGCAUUCUAGUAGGGCGAGCCUUAAAUCUUCUGACAGCGGUGUACAAGCGUCAAAAGAAAUUUGGUAACGCGAUGGAAUGUGUGGAAAGAGCGCGCACUUGUCUUGAAGGUCAGGACUCGGCGAAUGAUAAAGCGGAGUUACAUCACAGUUAUGGCGCCUUAAUUACAGCUAUACCAGCUGCGAAGGAACCUGAAACUGCCCACGCCACUAAGAAAGAAGCUUACAAAUCUUAUAAAAUGGCGGGCCACUACACAGAGAAUGAUGAAUUUCAAGAGUAUGUUCACGUCAAAAUGGCGGCUUUGCUGCUGGGAUCUCGCUCCAGCGGAGAAAGAAUCGUAGACAAAGAUGAUGUUAUGAAUGCAAAGAAACACCUUGACUUCGUUGAAUCCAAAUUAACUGACAAUGAAUCGUUAGGAACAAGAAUAACAUUUCUUCUUUUGCGAUCUGAUCAGUACCUUUACGAAGACAACGUUGCCAUGGCAAUGGAGAAAGCUCAAGAGGCGAGCGCCCUUAUCCACCAACAUGGAUUCAAGCUUGAAUUUGCUUCUGCCAAAAGCCGCAUUGACCGCCUGUCUUCGAUGAUACGGCAAGAAAACGAGGAAUGGCGAGAGACGAAGUUCAGCUCCAGCUCGGGUACAAAUGACUAUCUCGCUGAAAGCGGGAGCACGCAUUCCGAUUAGUUUGGCAAAUAAAGAUAUGCUGGAUCAAUCAAUCGAAAUUAUUUCCUUUUACAGAUUAGGCAAAUCAUUGAAACGAAGCUUGCUCAGGUUGAAAGCCAUACUACUCCAGUCCAUCAUUUACACAGCCAAUCAGUGUGUGUUGUCCACCAUGAUUGACAGUCGACUUCUUCUCGGCAGCUCUGUUCACCAAACGCCAAGGCGGAGCGCUUUAUUGAACAUUUGAAAACUUCUGCAAAAGAGAUAAUUAAAACAAUAUAGUAAUAAGAAAAGCCAAUGUAUGUGUUACUAUGAAAUCCAGAAAAGGGAGGGGUAACUGGAAGUUCUUGAAGGGAACAGCUCCCCACCUCCCCUUGCUCCGGCGCCCUCAUCUUUGGUGCUAUUCUUUGAUCAAAUGGGAAAGUCUUCGAGCGCUGAAACAAAAAUUUGCGACAAAAAAAAAGAAUUUCAUUCCCCUUGACAGCUCUGUACCCAUAUUUAAAAAAAAAGUCCGGAUGCCCAUAAUUCUCGCCACCCCAGCCCACCUCCCUUAAAAAUAAACGGGCACAGUCACCGGGAAUGGUUUAAGCCGUGACUUUUUUGACAAGUUAUGUUUUUUUUCAGGAUUCUCCUAACCCCCAGCGAAUUUUGCAUUCCUUACCCAACAGCAGUAGAAGUACAAAACACUGAUCAGGAUUUUCCUCCUCAUGGGUGGUUGUGCCUAAAUCCUACCGCUCAGAAGGACAACCGAGAAGUACUAGGAGCGAGUUUCCGAGUCGAGCAGUUUCCGGAAAUUGUCGGGGGAAAAAUUAACGCCCGGGCGGAGUGUGGGGGUAUUCAGCGGACACACUUUUAUAUAAAAAUACGUUGUGUAAGUGAUCCC